AUGCCCGGCCGUCUGCAUAACAAGAUUGCCGUAAUAACUGGGUCCUCCUCGGGUAUAGGCCGUGCAACAGCCCUAGCUUUCGCCUCAGAAGGCGCCUCUCUAAUCUGUUCCGACCUCCACGAAACCGCCCGUCAAGAAUACGCCACAGACACCUCCCCUCUAACCACUGUCCAAGCCGCUCAAAAUCUUGGCGUCAAAGCUCUCUUCGUCAAAUGCGACACGUCCUCUUCCACAGAGGUCCAAGCCCUGAUCCAGGCGGCAGUGAAAGAGUACGGGAGAAUCGACAUCAUGGUGAAUAACGCAGGUAUUGCUAUGGAAGCAGGUGAACAUGGGAAUAGACCGGUUUGGGAGUACGAGGAAGCUGCUUUUGAGAAGACAAUGGACGUGAACAUUAAGGCCGGUUACGUCACUUCUAAACACGCUGUCCUCGGUCUAACAAAAGCCGCCGCUCAAGAUUGUGCGCCAUACCGCGUCCACGUCAACGCUCUCUGUCCCGGGUACACGGCUACAUCCUUCAUUUCCAGGCUAUUCACACCCGAGGCAGUAGAACAGAAGAAGGCUGUAGAAGAGCGACAUCCAUUUGGUGGUUUGGGUACGCCGCAAGAUAUUGCUAGGGCGGCAGUUUUCCUGGCGAGUGAGGAUGCGGCGUGGGUUACCGGCAUAGGUCUACCGGUAGAUGGCGGGUUUAGUUCCAUGUGA
Alternaria atra is the source of this 699-nucleotide messenger RNA. RefSeq lists its product as uncharacterized. The transcript has 2 exons. Lineage: Eukaryota; Fungi; Ascomycota; Dothideomycetes; Pleosporales; Pleosporaceae. The record is from RefSeq and is a predicted model, not a curated record. Bases 1 to 699 code for a protein of 232 amino acids. Gene Ontology annotation, molecular function: oxidoreductase activity.